Messenger RNA from Paramecium sonneborni, 1044 nucleotides. The record is from the annotation of a GenBank genome assembly. Lineage: Eukaryota; Ciliophora; Oligohymenophorea; Peniculida; Parameciidae.
AUGUAAUGCACUCAUCAUUAUCAAAACGCAAUAACAUUCAUUUGCUUAGCCCCUCACUAGUGUAUAUAUUAAAGGAAGCUUUGUGCUUAAUGCCUAUACGAUCAUGGAGUGGAAGUCAAAUAAGCAGUUCCUAUUCAGAGAUUUCAGGAAAUGGCACUUUAGAAAUUACUAGACUCUAAGCUCACACAGACAUUUGAGUUAAUCUAACAGAGAAUGAAUUUUAAAUAUAUGCUAUCUGAAACUGAAAUGAUGAUGAAGAAAAUUUGGUAAGAUUUAUCAAAAUCAAUCGAAUAUAUUUAUGAUAUGAUCGAUAAGUAAAAUAACUCAUACAUUAAACUUCUUAACCAAAAUCCGGUAGAAUCCUCCUAUACCGAUUUAGAAAAAUUAGUUUCAAUUGUUGUAGAAGGAAGAGAAUUAAAUGACUGGUAUAAUUAGAAUAAUUCAUAUAUGAUAUAGUUGGAAGAGGCUAAGAAUUGGUGGGACAAAGAGUUUAAAGGUUUAAUUGACAAGUCAAAUGAAGUAAUGGAACAGAUUUAGUCUCUAAUAAUUAAGUAAGAGUUUUAAUCUUAUUCUAGGAUUGAAUUUAAUUAAGAUGAUGAUGAUAGUGAAGUUUAUUAAUAGAAAGAUGAUCUCUAUGAAAUUUUAGCCUAAAUUUAUGAUAUUGAUGAAUCAAUAUUGAAAGGAAUUAUUGAUGUAUAAAGAAAAGAGAAAAAAUUAGAUAUCCUAUCGGCCAAUAUUAAGAAAUACAAAUCUUUUGUCAAUUAGUAAUAAACAAUUAGUGAUUUUAAAUAGAAAAUUAAGAAGACAAUUAAUGUCUUGAGAAAUAUUCAAGAUCAUCCAUUUUCUAAAAAUGAUUAUUCCACAGAAGGUUAUAAAAAGGAAAGAGAAGAGAUGAGGAUCAAAAUACUAGUUUAAUAGGUGCAAAUUUUGUCAAAUGUAAUUUUAGUGGAUCAAUAUUCAAAUAUAUAUACAUUAGUGUAAUAAAUCUUAAUGGAGCUCUACUAUUAAAUUGCAAGUGGAAGAACAUUAAAAUACAUGAGUUGA